GGGACGCCAGGGGACGGAAGAGGCUACAGAUCAAAGCCAGUGUUUGAGGGGCCCCGAGUGGGGCCCACGGCGCCCGCCCGCACUUGGAUCCGAUCGAUAAAUACGGUCUGGCCCGCCCAUCGCGCGCUCGCGCCGGUCUCGCUUCCCGGCCGGGCAAGCUCUCAGCUCCGGUCUCCACCAGUCCGGCUCCAGCCCCGCCCUUCCUCUCCCACUGGGUACUCGGAGGCCGGACCUGGCCAACCCACUCGGAGCCGCAUACUGUCGGGCCCCUCUACUUCCCCAGCACCGCCCGGCUCAGGCACGCCGAGGGAGCGCAUGGCGGCGGUGGGGCCGCGGACGGACCCCGGCGCCGGGGCCGAGGCGCUGGCACUGGCCGCGGAGCUGCAGGGGGAGACCACCUGCUCCAUAUGCCUGGAGAUGUUCCGCGAGCCGGUGUCCGUCGAGUGCGGUCACAGUUUCUGCCGCUCCUGCAUUGCGCGCUGCUGGGAGCGCCCCGGCGUGGGAGCCCCCGCGGCGUCCAGCCCGCUGCCCUGCCCGCAGUGCCGAGAGCCCGUGCGACCCGGCCAGCUGCGGCCCAACCGGCAGCUGGCCUCGGUGACCACGCUGCUGCGGCGCUUCAGUCUGCCGGCGGCCGCGCCGGGGGAGCGCGGGCCCGCGCAGGCGGCAGCGGCCGGGUGCGUCCAGCACGGCGAACCGCUCAAGCUCUACUGCCAGGACGACGGGCGCGCCAUAUGCGUGGUGUGCGACCGCGCCCGUGAACACCGCUCGCACGCAGUGCUGCCGCUGGACGAGGCUGUGCAGGAAGCGAAGGAACUCCUAGAGUCCAGGCUGAAGGUCUUGAAGAAGGAUCUGGAGGACUAUGAGGUGUUCCGUUCCACGGAAGAGAAGGAGAGCAAGGAGCUUCUGAAGCAGAUGGCAGCUGAGAGAGAGAAGGUGAGCGCAGAGUUCCAGGCACUGCGGGCCUUCCUGGUGGAGCAGGAGGGCAGGCUCUUGGGCCGUCUGGAGGAGCUGUCCCGGGAGGUGACACAGAAGCAGAAUGAGAACAUAGCUCAGCUUGGGGGUGAGAUCACCCAGCUCUCCAAGCUCAGCAGCCAGAUCCAGGAGACAUCUCGAAAGCCUGACCUUGACUUUCUCCAGGAAUUCCGAAACACACUAAGGAGAUGCAACAAUGUGCCUGGCCCCAAGCCAACCACGGUCUCUUCUGAGAUGAAGAAUAAAGUCUGGAAUGUUUCCCUCAAGACCUUUGUCUUAAAGGGGUUGCUCAAGAAGUUCAAAGAGGAUCUUCGGGGAGAGCUGGAGAAAGAGGAGAAAGUGGAGCUGACCCUGGACCCGGACACGGCCAACCCGCGCCUCAUUCUCUCUCUGGAUCUGAAGAGCGUGCGCCUCGGACAGCGGGCGCAGGACGUGCCCUGCCACCCACGCCGCUUUGACACCAACACGCGAGUGCUGGCGUCCUGUGGAUUCUCCUCUGGCCGGCACCACUGGGAGGUGGAAGUGGGCUCCAAGGAUGGCUGGGCCUUCGGCGUGGCGCGGGAGAGCGUGCGUCGCAAGGGCCUCACGCCCUUCACCCCAGAGGAGGGCGUCUGGGCGCUGCAGCUCAACAGCGGCAAGUACUGGGCGGUGACUAGCCCCGAGCGGACGCCCCUCAGCUGUGGCCAGCUGUCCCGCGUGCGGGUGGCCCUGGAUCUGGAGGUGGGGGCCGUGUCCUUCUACGCCGCGGAGGACAUGCGCCACCUGUACACUUUCCGCGUCAAUUUCCACGAGCGCGUGUUCCCCCUUUUCUCCGUCUGCUCCACCGGCACCUACCUGCGAAUCUGGCCUUGAGAGGGCUUCGUCCGCCUGCCCCAGAGGUCAGCUCUGCCUCCAGACACCUGGAUCCAGCCGGCCUGGGGUCUCUACUCAGAAAGGAGUGCUGUACUCCCUCCCAGCUCAGAGAACAGCCUGGGCCAGAACUGGAAGGAGAUUCUUGACCUGUACACGAGACGAAAGCCCAGGACCUGGCUACCUACCAGUACUCCUCAAGCUGAUGAUACAGAAAGAGUGAUAUGUGCAUUCUCAGCCACGACAGCCCUGUGUUCUCACAGAUGCCUGAACCCCUUUCAGAUGCCAAGGUAUAGUCUCCCUUGAGUAAGGAGACCACAGGUUAUGGAAUUUUGAAACACAGAACAGCACUUACGAUUUUACAGACACAACUGCCAUCAGGAGGGGACUGCACAUAGCACAGACAUGCCUCUGACAUACCCUUUCUGGAACUUGGCAAAUGUAUGCCAGCAGCAGUCUGGUGCCAAGGUCUGUUCAGCCUGUGCCCUGGUGGGGUAUUAAUCCCUUGGCUGAUUGUUCCCUAGCUUCUGUUUGGGUGGGCUUUUGGGGAGGGGGUGUUGGGCUGUUCCCCACUUAUUGCUCCCCAGGGAAAAGGGAAGAGGAGAUGGAAAUAUAGACUGAGCUCAUUUCUAGGGUAGCUGAGCUCAUUCUUGACUCCACCAGUCUGAGUGCAAGAGCAUGGCAGAAGCAAAGGUUUCUGCUAGACUGGGUGAGCAGGUGUGUUUAAGUGUGUGAGCGAUGUGUGCACAUGUGUUAAUAUCUUGGAUGGAGGGGGCAGGGGUGUAUGUGUGUGGAUUACAAAGAGGGCAUUUAUCAGCACGUGAAUAAGGUUUAGGUAUUGCAAACAGACCUAUGUCAGUUUGAUAAGACCCUAUUUUUCAUUUGUUGUUAAAUAUUAGCCACGCCAUAUUUAGGUCAGGGGCCUAGAUCUCAUCCCCCACUACCUGGUUACCUGGCUAGAUGAAAGCCAAUCUCAGCCUAUUCUGUCCCGCACAGGUUUAGACAGGUGUGUGGGCACGUAGGGACAGUGACAACUGGAUAGUCUGGUCUGCAAGUGUCAUGGAGUUCCUGUGCUCGUCCCUGAGAGGUUUCAAGCACACUUUGCAUACAACGGUCUUACAGGGCAGGCAUGAUACUGUUCUAGAGGCAGACCCAGUGGACAAAGCACCAGGUAAUCAGAAUCUAGUGAUUUAUGGGCUGGGAACAGGAUCAUGUAAGAGUCCAGCCUACAGGGGUGGCUGAGUCAGUUAAGUGCCUGGCUCCUGACUUCCGCUCAGGUCAUGAUCUCCAGUGGUGAGAUAGAGCCCCUUGUGGGUCUCUGUGCUGGGCGUGGAGCCUGCUUAAGAUUACUCUUUCCCGCUCCAUCUGCACAACUCCCCCCGCCCCCACACCAGCUCAUGCUCUCUCUCUCCAAUAAAUAAAUAAAUCUUAAAAAAAAGAGAGUCCAGGCUACAGUAUUAUUGUCUCAUUCCAGAGGGUGAGUCCUAUGUGGAGAGUAGCUUUAGAACACUAUAGCCAAUGCAUGUAUUUGAAUACCACUAGUUUCCACAAGCAAAACCCAUUUUUAACAUUCACUUCCUAAUUAAAUUGGCUGAUGUUAUCAUCAAGCCCUAAUGGUAUCUGGGCUUGUAUGGGUUUUGCAUUGAGUAGCACAGUUAAAGUCACAUAACAACUGUGCUGCAGGAUAUAUUACAGGUCACAGAAGGGGGUUAUCUGGAGAGAUGCCUAUAGGGCCAGCUCUGGGGACUGCAGGGCUGGCUGGCUGUGUGGGUAUUUCCAGCUUUUGUGUUUGCAAAUGGGAUUGUGUGCCUACUGGAGUAUGUGUAUUUGCAGAGUAACUACACAGACAUCUAUAUAUCUGAAGAAAUAUAACAACAGUUACAAUAACAAUCACAGAUUGGGGAUAAGAGACGCUCUCUUUUGGUCACCAGGGCAGUGUAGUGACUUCGGAUAUCACUCUGCAGGUGUGAGGGUUUGUGUGAUUGUGUGCAUUUUUCUCUCCCAUCCUUUGGGCAUCCCAAGAUCUGGGAGAUGUUUGGGUCUCUGAAAGCAAUGACUGGCUUAACUUGGUUCAUUCAGAUCCCAUCUGUGAAUCCCAGAUCCUUGAGUUGCAUGAGCCAUUUCCCUGAAAACAAAAAAACAAAAACAAAACAAACAAACAAAAAAACCCAACAACAACAGCAGACCAUUACAUGGCUCAGCCUGCAGACUGGAGGGCACCCACAGACCCAAGUCACCUGGCCUUGCAGGGACCAUGGGGCAGGUUGGGC
Molecule: messenger RNA, 4091 nt
Organism: Mustela erminea (ermine)
Lineage: Eukaryota; Metazoa; Chordata; Mammalia; Carnivora; Mustelidae
Gene: TRIM7
Product: tripartite motif containing 7
Exons: 8
Coding region: 316-1824 (502 amino acids)
Molecular function (GO): zinc ion binding; protein binding
Source: RefSeq, a predicted model, not a curated record